ACCGACUGAGCUCUCCCGAUCGCUGCCGAUUCCCAGCACGUGCUUAUUGAGUUUGGUGGAAAAGCGUCAGAAUCGAAUUUGUUCGUUUUAACGAAAUUCGUAUCAAAUUUGACAACGAAAUUUGUUUAGUCAGCCAAACUGGGAGACAAUAAGAACAAACCGAUAGAUCUUAUUCUCACUUCAUUAUUCAAAGAUGUCAUCUCCAUCAGCUUCUAAACGUUCUGAACUGUCCAUCAUAUCUAACGAGUUCAUGCCAUCAUGCAUUUGUGGAACAAAUUUACAAUAGUUGGCAAAUAAAAGCAUUUAAUAAAUUCGGAAUUAUUCACAGUUAUAACUGUAACAGGUAUUCUAACCUACCAUGAAUCUAGGAUUUAUGAUUACUAGCUCAAACAAAAAUUAAAUUAACAUACCUAAGGUAACUGGUCACAUUAUUGUUAAGGUUACACCCAGAUUUCAAUUUUUUUAAAUAAAAAAACCACAAAGUAUAACAAAUGUUCACAGGAUCUUGAACAUUUGUGGUGUCAUUCUGAAACAUUUGAAAGCAGUAAAUUGCCCAAGGUCAUGAAAUAUCUGUAAUAUUUGAACGUCAGACAAGGUUAUAAAAUACCUUUUAUAACUUCCUCUUGCAACAUAAUGUGGUAUUACAGAAUCAAGUUCUGGGUUUGCACACCACUUUGAGUACUUUGAGACACUUAGAAAUGAACAUUCUAACACCAAAGCAAUCUGGAGAAUUUAUUUCAAAGUUUGCAAAAAAUGUGUUCAUUUUACCUGAUGGCAUAAAGAAGUUAGCAAAUGAGGUUGCAGAAGGUAUAAAGAACAAACAAAUCUGCAUUGAUGGCUUCUCACAGCAUGAACUACAUCCACAAAAGGCUGACGAGUCUUCUGUUGAUUGGAUAUUUUUUGUUGAUACACUUAAUUUUUGCUUUUGGUCUGCCAAUGAGAAUACAAAAUGGGAAGUGAUAUGGAAUGGCAAAACCCAUACAGGGUAUUUUGCCCUCUGUGCAUCUGUUAGAAGAGCUCUUCAGGAUGGAAUACCUGUGACUGAUCCAAAAUUCUACUCGCAAGUAACUUCUGCAGAGCUUGAUCACAUCUUACGUUCCGAUAACCCUAAUGCAAAAGUGCCCCUGCUGGAAGACCGUGUUACUUGCCUGCAUCAAGUUGGAAAAAUUCUCAUGGAGAAAUAUAUGGGGUCAUUUGUGAUGUGUUUGAAAGAAUGCAACAAUUCAGCCCAGAAUUUGCUGCAACUGAUUGUUCAGGAAUUCCCAUGUUUCAGAGAUGAAGCUGACUUUCAAGGUCACAGAGUGGCAAUUUACAAACGUGCACAGAUACUGAUUGGUGAUAUCUGGGCAUGUUUUCGUGGUGAAGGGCUUGGUCACUUCAGUGACAUUGACACCAUAACUAUGUUUGCUGACUACAGAGUGCCACAAGUUCUGGUUCACUAUGGAGUGCUAAAAUACAGUGACGAGCUGAUGGAAUUACUGAAAUCUGAUAAACUUCUUGAAAAUGGAAGUGAAAAUGAAGUUGAAAUUCGUGGUUGUUCAAUUCAAGCCGUGGACCUAGUUGCAGAUGAAGCUCGAAAGCUACUGAAAUCUCAAGGUCAUUCAGAUCUCAUUGUCAGUUCAAUCCUCAUUGACCAUUUCUUGUGGGACUAUCGUCGCAAGCAUGCAGCGAUGCUAGAGUUAAUUCCGUUCCAUAAGACAAUGAGUAUUUUUUAUUGAAUGAAUUGCAGUGCAAAUGUCAAAUAUGUACAACUGAAUGAAUGUUGCCAGUAUACUGAAGAAUGUAUUUUUAACCUUUUUUUUUUACUGAGAAUCAUGUGGUUUUAUCAGUCCACUUUUCUAAAUACUUAAAUUUUGAAUAGGAUUUUACUAUGUUUUACCGCAUUUGGUGGGGUGGGACCCUUUUCCUUUUGUUACAUUCUGCUAUGUCAGGUGGAGGAAAGGGUUAAAGUAUGUGAAACUUGAGCACAGACAAUGUAUAUAGGACAAUCCCGAUUUAAGGUUUCUCAGUCCAAGAGAUACCCUUAUCCUGUGUUCAUUUUGUUGUGGUCCCAGCUAAAGUCCCGUAAAAAUAAUGUACCAUUUUCCCUGAAUUAGUGUAUCUCAUUUUAGCAUUUUAUUGUGGGUGGGGUGGGGUGGAAGAUCCAUCACUACAUCAAAUCUGUAUCUUGAUUCAGAAUUAUGUUUACCAGAAUGGAAAACUAGUUGUUUUCUCUAUUAUCAGAUUAUAUAAUGAAGGGUAGUCUUCAAUUUGAAUGUGAAAGAUAUACUGUGUAAGAUUUGAAAGAUAUACUGUUUUCUUUUUAACAUUUUCAGCUUUUAUAAGGUUGAUAUUUCUAAGAUGCAGUGAAUUGUAACUUUCAGGGUGCACUCUGCUCUGUCAGCAUAAAGAGAUAGACACUAAUUAAUUAAAAAGCCAGUACUUUCGGCUGUGAUGGUUUUAACGCAAGUACUCUCAAGCUGAUCUAUUUAGCUUGUGGCAUGCAAAGGGUUACUAUAAAAGCCCACACCUGGGGCUCAUACUGUUCCAAUUAAAUUCUAUCCACACAA
This is a messenger RNA of Cryptotermes secundus, 2549 nucleotides long. Its product is annotated as queuosine salvage protein. The record is from RefSeq and is a predicted model, not a curated record. Lineage: Eukaryota; Metazoa; Arthropoda; Insecta; Blattodea; Kalotermitidae. The transcript is spliced from 8 exons. The coding region runs from base 699 to 1718 and encodes 339 amino acids.